Molecule: messenger RNA, 970 nt
Organism: Aspergillus heteromorphus CBS 117.55
Lineage: Eukaryota; Fungi; Ascomycota; Eurotiomycetes; Eurotiales; Aspergillaceae
Product: class I SAM-dependent methyltransferase
Exons: 1
Coding region: 22-945 (307 amino acids)
Source: RefSeq, a predicted model, not a curated record
ACGCAGGUUACAUAAAGGUUAAUGUCGAAGCCGUUUUUCUCAAGGGCCAAAUCCUGGCGCCUCUGCUCCAAGCAGGCCGUCUACGCGACGAUGCGUUCCGCAGGUUCUGGGUCGCGUUCAGCAGUCAGCGCCACCAAUCCCCCAUCUGCAUCUCGAACGACUCGGUCCCCUUGGCCUAUGGGGCCAUUGAUCAUUCUAACAGGUAGAAUAGCGAAUCGUGAAUCGAAUACCCCAGCUCUGUCAGCCACCCAACCCUCAGCGCAAAUUCGGGGCUCGUCAGACCUCAUCCCACCAAUAUUAUCCCAAGCUUCAGGCGUUGUCCUCGACAUCGGUCCAGGCACCGGCACGCAAAUGCCUCUCCUGCGCUCCCCAGCAAUCCGCGCCAUCUACGGUGCGGAACCUUGUCUCGGUCUGCAUUCGGAGCUGCGCGCCCGAGCUGCAUCUGAGGGGUUGGCUGAUAAAUACCACAUCCUCCCGUGCGGUGUCGAGGCGUGUGAUCUUAUCCCUACCCUGCAGACGCAAGGCCUUCUUGACCAUGACACCGAUAUGUCCCCCGCACACUGGUCAACCGGCAACCCCGGGGACGGUGUUUUCGACACGAUCAUCUGCGUGCGCGUCCUGUGUUCCGUGCCGAACAUGCAACGCGCCAUCCGCGAUCUGUACACUCUGCUCCGACCGGGAGGGAAAUUGUUGGUCGUCGAACACGUCGUGAAUCCCUGGAGGACGCCGAAGGGGUCGGUUGUGGCGAGAGGUUUGCAGGCCAUGUAUGGGGUUCUUGGUUGGAGUUGGUAUAUGGGGAACUGUUGCCUGAAUCGGGAUACAGCAGAUGCGCUGAAGAUGGCCGCGGAAAUGGAUGGAGGGUGGGAGUUUGUUGAGCUGGAGAGGUGGUUUGAGACGACACCAAUGCCAUAUGUAUCGGGGGUCCUGGUCAAGAGGCCUCGUUAGCGGUGAAGUGCGAAGUAAGGGGGGG